This is a messenger RNA of Amphimedon queenslandica, 386 nucleotides long. RefSeq lists its product as uncharacterized. Bases 30 to 386 code for a protein of 118 amino acids. The record is from RefSeq and is a predicted model, not a curated record. NCBI's taxonomy places the organism in Eukaryota, Metazoa, Porifera, Demospongiae, Haplosclerida, Niphatidae. The transcript is spliced from 3 exons.
CAUUUACUGUUGGUGAUCUUCCUUCUGAUAUGACAGUAUAUCCUCAGCAAUACAAACUGAAUUGUGUAAAAAUUGGAUUCCCUCACUAUGGUAUUAGUAUGAGCAUUGGUAAUACUCCAAUGGUUCAUUACUCAUGUUCUGAUGCCACCUCUUGUUAUUUACCUUGUCCUGGUACUGUGUUAGCUAGUAGAAUGUAUACAACAAGAUAUACUGUUACUAUCACAUGGGAUGGAAUGACUGUCAGUAGUGGAGCAAUCAGUCAAUCAACCACUGGAGAUCAAAAGUAUCAGUGUGCAGUGGUAGUUACUGAUCAACCUACUAGAAGACGUAAUGUAACUAUAAAAGUACCAGCAACUGCUCCCUCAUCUCUUAGGAGUGAUUAUUAA